Emiliania huxleyi CCMP1516 is the source of this 1056-nucleotide messenger RNA. RefSeq lists its product as hypothetical. Bases 1 to 1056 code for a protein of 351 amino acids. The transcript is spliced from 2 exons. NCBI's taxonomy places the organism in Eukaryota, Haptophyta, Isochrysidales, Noelaerhabdaceae. Gene Ontology annotation, molecular function: acid phosphatase activity. The record is from RefSeq and is a predicted model, not a curated record.
AUGGAGCCUCCUUGUCGUGAGCAGCGCAGACCUCCAACCGAGCCCUCCUCUUCGAGGGCGAGUGGUGGGGAGGCCAGCCACUCCACGGUGGACCUGCCCGCGCUGAUCGCGUCCUGCAAUCCAUCUGUCGCCAUCUUCGACCUUGACUCCACCCUUUGGAACGGCAACUGCGAGAGUUUUGAUGCUGCGCGUGUUGUGGCGCCUGGCGAGGCGUCCGACACGGCUGGCCGCACGCUGCGCCUCUUCCCAGAGGUCUCCGCGGUUUUCGAGGCGCUUUCGCGCGCCCGUGUUCCAAUCGGGAUCGCGUCGGCCUCGCCCGCCGCGGCCACCGCCACCCGCCUCCUGCAAGGUUUUCGCCUCGAUUACGGGCACGCUGUGGUGCAGCCGGGCAGCAAGAGCACGCACCUGAAGGCGAUCGCGGCGGCGCUCAAGGUCGACCUGCGCCGUGCGCUCUUCUUUGACGACCUGCCUCACAACAUCCGCACCGCCGACGCUGUUGGUGUGGGCGCCGCCGUCCAGGUCGCGCGUAGCUCCGGCGUGACGCUCGACGACGUGAGGCGCGCGCUGCGGCGCUGCCGCGAAAGAGGAAAGCAGCGCGGGCUGAUGGCGAGGUGCCUCGCAGCACUCUACAUUGGCGUCUGCGACACGUCCCAGCCACUGUCAAUCACAAAGGGGGGCAACAACUUUUGCACGUGCGCCUACAACUACUUCUGUGGUGCAUCCGUGGGCCGCUACAUCAGUCCGCCAUGCUACUGCGGGCCGCCGGAGCUGGCCAAAGCGGCGUGCAUCUGCUGCUUACCUGCCGAGGACCGAUGCGGCGCGAUGACCUUCAUGGGGCAGCACACGGCGCACGCAGCUUCGAUUGGCCCUGGGACGCUCUACUGGAAGGCUCCACCGACAGUCACCGAAGAGGAGUCCUACCUCAGCAUCUAUGGUCCCUGGACCCGAAUCAGCCCGCGCUUCCUCUUCUCGUGCUGCGAGCGGGUGCCCAUUCGAGGGCUGGAGGGCGGGGAUCCCAAUCGGUUCGGGACGGUGUGCGAGGCGCACUGGGAGUGA